GUGUUUUGAUAACGGCUGCGGAAGGAGCUGUCAUCAGCCGUCGUCUCGCGCUGAAGCAGUAGUUUUUCCCACAUUAAAAAAACCCCCAAACGACAGGAGUUCAACGACAAAUGUAACCGCCUCACAGAAAGUCACAAUGGGAACGACGCCGAGACACUUGGUCGGUGUCAAACCGUCGAGAGCGCGGCUGCUGCUGCCGUUUCUCUCGACGCUGGUGCUCGUCGCGAGCCGAGGCGAGAGCCAAGGCGUGAGCCCCGCAAUGGACAACGUCGCGACCGAGAGGAUGGCCGAGGAGAGCCACCGCCAGGACAGUGCCAAUCUCCUCAUAUUCAUAAUGCUCUUAACGCUCACCAUCUUGACCAUAUGGCUGUUCAAACACCGGCGGUUCAGGUUCCUGCACGAAACGGGACUCGCCAUGAUCUACGGCCUGUUGGUGGGUGUGAUCCUGCGGUUCGGCGUCCACGUGCCCCAGAGCACGAGCGACCUGGUUCUCAGCUGCGCCGUCAACGCCAGUCCCGCCACCCUGUUGGUCAACGUCAGCGGCCGAUUCUACGAGUACACCCUGAAGGGGGAGGUCAGCCGCAGCAAAGGCCACCAAGUGCAGGACGACGAGAUGCUGAGGAAGGUGACCUUUGACCCAGAAGUAUUUUUCAACAUUCUGCUACCUCCCAUCAUCUUCCACGCUGGUUACAGUCUGAAAAGGAGACAUUUCUUCAGAAACAUCGGCUCCAUCCUGGCCUAUGCUUUCUUCGGAACAGUUAUAUCGUGCUUUGUCAUCGGGUUGAUCAUGUACGGCGUUGUGUCCUUCAUGAAAUUUGUGGGACAGCUAGGCGGAGAUUUCUUCUUUACCGACUGCCUCUUCUUUGGCGCCAUCGUCUCAGCAACAGACCCAGUGACAGUGCUGGCCAUCUUCAACGAGCUCAAGGUAGACGUGGACCUGUAUGCUUUACUCUUUGGGGAGAGUGUCCUCAACGACGCCGUGGCCAUUGUCCUCUCUUCCUCCAUCGUGGCGUACCAGCCUGCGGGAGACAACAGCCACAGCUUUGAAGGCAUGGCCCUGUUGAAAUCCUUAGGCCUCUUCCUGGGUGUCUUCAGCGGAUCCUUUGCUCUCGGAGUGGCCACCGGAGUCAUGACCGCCCUCGUCACCAAGUUCACUAAGUUGAGGGACUUCCCGUUGCUGGAGACGGCUCUUUUUUUCCUCAUGUCCUGGAGCACUUUCCUGUUGGCUGAGGCCUGCGGGUUCACAGGUGUCGUAGCGGUGUUGUUCUGUGGGAUCACUCAGGCUCACUACACCUACAACAAUCUCUCCCCUGACUCUCAAGACAGGACCAAACAGUUGUUCGAGCUGCUGAACUUCCUGGCUGAGAACUUCAUCUUCUCCUACAUGGGCCUGACGCUCUUCUCCUUCCAGUCACAUGUCUUCAACCCUCUGUUCAUCAUCGGAGCCUUUGUGGCCGUGUUUCUGGGCAGAGCCGCAAACAUCUACCCUCUGUCCUUCCUGCUCAACCUGGGCCGCAAGAACAAGAUCGGGUCCAAGCUUCAGCAUGUCAUGAUGUUUGCAGGUCUGCGCGGGGCGAUGACCUUUGCCCUUUCCAUCCGGGACACAGCGACGUACGCUCGUCAGAUGAUGUUUUCGACCACCCUCCUCAUCGUCUUCUUCACCGUCUGGAUCUGCGGCGGCGGCACCAUGCCCAUGCUGUCCUUCAUGAGCAUACCGUACGGCCGCGCAUCACUCGUGUGUUUCAUCCUCCAUUUCUGUGUUUUUCUGUCCAAAUUAACCUUUGCUUCCUUUUUCUCUUUCAGGGUGGGUGUGGACUCUGAUCAAGAACACUCUGGUUCUGCGGUGUUGGAUGGGUCGCAGCGGAGGAACACUAAGCACGAGAGUGCCUGGCCCUUCAGGAUCUGGUACAACUUUGACCACAACUACCUGAAACCGCUGCUGACACACAGCGGUCCGCCUCUCACCGCUACGCUGCCAGCUUGUUGUGGACCGCUAGCACGAUGCCUCACCAGCCCACAGGCCUAUGAGAAUGAAGGCCAGCUCUUCGACGACGACUCCGACUUCAUCCUGAACGACGCCAGUGUGAGCUCCAUGUACGCCGACGUUACCGUCAGCACUGACGCAUCCGGAUCCCGCACCGUCAACCGCAAUCGCUCCUCCACUGCCAGCACCGGGGGCGGCCCGUCCGACGAGGGGCUGGAUCACGAGCUCGCCCUGGCCGAACACGAAGUGGCGAUCAGGGGCACCCGUCUGGUCCUGCCAAUGGACGACCCGCUGGAGCCCCCGACCACCGUCACCCUCCCCCCACCGCCCUCCCCGCCGCGCGCUGAUCCUCGCAGACACAGACUGUAAGAAGGCGUCACAUCCCCAAAACCAUCUCAACUGAUUAUUUUAUUUUAUUUUGAUUGAAAUGUCAAACUGUGUGUUUGUUUCAUGUUGAUGCAGCCUCCUCCCUCGUCCAAUAUUUUAAAAAAAUAGUUUCAGCUCUGUGACAAGCCUCGAGGCGUGCUCUAUUUUACCCACAGUUGAGGUGGAUGACCUAAUUCUUGAAUGUGAAUGCACUACAUGUAAAGUUAGGUACUGUAUAUUAAAAGCACCUCAAGUCUAGUGGCUACCUAUAAAUCGAUGCGAGAUGCACAUUUAGUGAACAUUUGAGGAGGCUGAAAAAAACUAAAACUAAAACGGGACGGUAAUAUUUGCUCCCGAGUGUGUGGUACGGUGCUUUACCUGUGCUCUGUGAAAGCACCAAACACCCUGUGGCCGAGUGCCGCGAUUGCUCAAACAGUUUCAUAUGCAGUUUACCCCUUUUUUUUGGGGUGGUGAAGUUGCUUCUGACAAAAGGUCCCGUGUUUGUCUCGCUUCCAUCGAGUAUCUGUCUCGCUGAACCAGAGGAUGUAACGUUUGCUCUGGUGGCACUUCUUGACAUCCAGUGUUGUUAUUGAGCUUUUUUUUUUUUUUACUAAUCUCGCUCUUGUAUCUAGUUGAUUUGACCUUGACUUAUCAUUUUUCCCUGCGACCUGUUGUGUUCAACCUCCUGUUCAGUUGGCGGAUAAGAUUCAAAGAGGUGAAACCAGGGAUUUUAAUUGGCCAAAGAGGAAGCAACUAGACGAGGACACUGGUACCUGUGAUGGGAGCAGUAGUGGGUUUUAAAAUAUUUUCUACAAGAUUUUAAGUAAAUUAGAGCUGCAGCCUUGAGGUAGUUAAUCAAUCAGUUGAUUGACAGAAACUUAAAUGGAAACCAUCUCGACAUGCUGCUCAGUUGACCAGUUAUCUCUCACUUUAUCGUCAUUUUUACGAUUUCUGUUUCUGAGUCAUUUUACAUUAUACAUAUACAUUUUGUCUGUACAGCAUGGAAUUCUCAUACUCUAAUCAAUAUAAAAUAAUGAUUGAUUAUUCAAGAAAAUAAAUUGUCAGACAAAUGAAAAAAUAAUCUUAAGCCACAGCCCUAAAAUACCGUAGAUACCAUGAGACAAAAAAAAACACUGCUUCCACGAGUCAGGAGCAACUCCCAUUAUUUUACAUUUUAUCACCGCCGUCCAUUUCUCUUCAGUCUUUUUUACUCUUUUGAUUUAUUUAUUUUACACAAAACAAUUAUUUAUAAUUGAUUUAUUCAGUUUAUUUAUUUAUUUAUUGUGUAACAUGGACGGUUGCGUCGCACCUGUUCUUUUACAGGAAGCGGCUCAGCGGUGAAAGGCCUCAAUGUCAUGAGCCUUUUUCUUGAAAAGCACUAUGACUCCUCCCACUGAGGGGAAGUCAGGAGGGAGGUGGAUGUUUCAUUCCAGGAGUUUGUCAUCCUCUGCAGCGUGUGUUCAUGUUAAAAGAGAUCGUUUCCAUACUGUAGCAAAUGCUUCUACUUUGAAACUUUUGCAUUUUUACAAUUGUGCGUGCGUGUGCGUGGCCAAAUCUACUGAUGUGGUUAUUAGGGCUAACGUCCAUCUCUUGGUUUUCUUUCGUCAUCUGUUUUAAUCGUCUUUAUUUGAGACAAAAAAAAAAAGGUUAAUGGCUGUGUCUUUGUGAUGUUGUAUCAACAAAGACGACUCUCGAGGGCUGGCUGAACUGUUUUGAAUUAAAGUGCCUAUUCAGAUAUUCAAUGACCUAAUGUAGAUUUUGUAUAUAUUUGAUUUGCUAAUGUGCAGUAAUAUGAUCUUUUCUUUUUUUGGUUUUUAUAUAUAACACUAAACCUUCUGUCAGAUCUUGUUUUCCCAGUAUAAUUAGGUGACUGCCAUUUUUCAAUUUUUUUUCUUGGUGCCCUGCAGAGUGCAAACUAAAAUACUGUAUCUGCAUCAAUGGAAAAUAACACUCAAUAUUUUGUCAUAUAUAAUCAUUUUGUGGACAGAACUUAUUGUGUACUUGUCAAAAAUGUUUGUUUCGCUUUUUAGAUGAAAAAGUCAGGAGCUGAAUGGGAAAUUUGAAGGUCAAAGGAAAGAUGAUGACACAGUACAGUAGUACAGUAGAUAGAGGAUGUCACUGACUUUUUACUGAUGCAUUGUUGAUCUCUAUGGCGACCGAGCUCAUCGACUGUUUCCACCUCCAUGAGGGAUACUUUGCCCGUCCAACACACCGAGGCUGAUCCUUAUGACUGAGGUACAAAAUGAAGUCCUGGUCAUAAUUACAUGUUUAUUUUAAUUGUGUGUCACGCUGCACAAGUGUUAUGUUGAUCUUCUAGCAGUAUUCUUCACAUGAGGGUUUGAGUUACGGUGUAAUCAACCAGAGAUAUGAAUUUUUUUGUCUUCUUGUCUCUGCGAAGAAAUGUUCAUUUCUUGCUUAUAUUUUGAACCAUAAAAAAAACGAUGUACAUUUUGAAGAAUGAGAUGAAAUCUUAGAAUAGCAGCCACAACUAAAAACUUAAAAUCUAAACAUGUCACUAUGUUUCUACUGUUUGCAAAAAAAAAUAAACCUGCAAUAGUUCUACAUGUGAAAGUUAUUUUUUAAAUGUGAAGCUGAGGGAAAAAAUUGAUCUCCGACUGAAUAGAUUCUUUCCCCUGUUGUCCUCCUGAAGUUACGAGCUGUGUCUCCUCAGUCAGACAUAUUGUGAGUGUACAGGAAGUAAAUAAAAGCAAACUCUGGAAUUCAA
Molecule: messenger RNA, 5075 nt
Organism: Scophthalmus maximus (turbot)
Lineage: Eukaryota; Metazoa; Chordata; Actinopteri; Pleuronectiformes; Scophthalmidae
Product: sodium/hydrogen exchanger 6-like
Exons: 15
Coding region: 137-2353 (738 amino acids)
Biological process (GO): regulation of pH; proton transmembrane transport; sodium ion transport
Cellular component (GO): membrane; recycling endosome
Molecular function (GO): sodium:proton antiporter activity
Source: RefSeq, a predicted model, not a curated record